Messenger RNA from Spodoptera exigua (beet armyworm), 1196 nucleotides. NCBI's taxonomy places the organism in Eukaryota, Metazoa, Arthropoda, Insecta, Lepidoptera, Noctuidae. The record is from the annotation of a GenBank genome assembly.
AAUAAAACAAUCCGCCAUUUUGUCCCUAUGACAAUUUAGGAUUUUAAUAGUUUGGAACCUGUAUAAAUCUAAUUAAUCUUUACUCAAAAGUGAUAAUCCGGAAACUGUGCAGUGUUUAUAAAAACUGUGAUAUUUGUGUCUCCAGUUAUUUUUGUUUACGUUUCAUCUUGACGUUUUAUAGUUGACCGAUUUUGACGUCGAUUAGAAGAGAGCUCUAGAUAAAUCAAAAUGGGCACAAGAGAGGACGAAUACGAUUAUUUGUUUAAAGUUGUCCUAAUAGGUGAUUCUGGAGUCGGUAAAAGCAGUCUCCUAUCACGUUUCACUAGAAAUGAAUUUAACUUAGAGUCUAAAUCCACAAUUGGUGUGGAAUUUGCAACAAGAAGUAUAGAGGUGGACGGUAAAACCAUAAAAGCCCAGAUAUGGGAUACGGCCGGACAAGAGCGGUACCGUGCGAUCACGUCGGCGUAUUACCGCGGUGCGGUAGGCGCGCUGCUGGUCUACGACAUAGCCAAGCAUCUGUCCUAUGAGAACGUCGAGCGAUGGUUGCGUGAACUCCGCGAUCACGCUGAUCAAAAUAUAUUGAUCAUGCUUGUCGGUAACAAGAGCGAUCUUAGGCACCUCAGAUCCAUCCCAACAGAAGAAGCGAAGGCAUUUGCAGAAAGGAACGGACUUAGUUUUAUUGAAACAUCCGCUCUCGACUCAACUAACGUCGAGCCUGCAUUCCAGAACAUUCUAACUGAAAUCUACAGGAUCGUAUCUCAGAAGCAGAUGCGUGACCCGCCGGAGGGCGACGUGAUCCGGCCGGACGCGGAGCCCACGGACGUGCGGCCCUCGCACACCGACAACGUGCGCAAGCAGUGCUGCCAGUAGUCGCCUCAACUCUGUUAAUGUCCAGUUUACGUCGUCGGAGCCGGAAAGUGAGACGCGGCUGAAGAUAUAAAUGCAAUCAUUACGAAUCAUUCCCAGACAAUGGUGUUUACCAACAUAAUAACUAGGUUGCCGGUGCAGAAGUAUACUGCCUCUCACUGAAGAUGAAAUCUUUUAUCCAUGAAAUACGCCAUACAUUGUCUAUGGCCUGACCUAUAUUUCAACCUGGCAACACUAACACAAAACGGUUAAGAGUGGCUCAUGUAGAUAGCUUUGUGUAAUUAUUGAUAUUUAGUGUCUGAACGAAUAAAGUUAAAAAAUAUAUAAUA